AUGCCGUCGCACAAGACCUUCCGGAUCAAGAAGAAGCUAGCGAAGAAGAUGCGCCAGAACCGCCCCAUCCCCUACUGGAUCCGCAUGCGCACCGACAACACCAUCAGGUACAACGCCAAGCGCAGGCACUGGCGCCGCACCAAGCUCGGCUUCUGA
Messenger RNA from Miscanthus lutarioriparius, 156 nucleotides. NCBI's taxonomy places the organism in Eukaryota, Viridiplantae, Streptophyta, Magnoliopsida, Poales, Poaceae. The record is from the annotation of a GenBank genome assembly.